Messenger RNA from Fusarium subglutinans, 1854 nucleotides. RefSeq names its product myo-inositol transport ITR1. Gene Ontology annotation, molecular function: myo-inositol:proton symporter activity. Gene Ontology annotation, cellular component: membrane. The transcript has 5 exons. The coding region runs from base 1 to 1854 and encodes 617 amino acids. Gene Ontology annotation, biological process: transmembrane transport. The record is from RefSeq and is a predicted model, not a curated record. NCBI's taxonomy places the organism in Eukaryota, Fungi, Ascomycota, Sordariomycetes, Hypocreales, Nectriaceae.
AUGGAUGACAAGGAUAUCUCACCUGGCCACGGUGGCUCGUCUUAUGAUGACAAGACCGUCACACCUCCGCCUGAAAAGGGCGGUGCUGAGAUUCUAGAGCAUGCUCCCCGUGGUCGUCGUCAAUCCGUCGCUCUCAACAUUAUCCAAAACCCUCUACAGAGCAAAACAAAAGAUCAAGUCGUCGCUGACGCUCGCGCCUUUGCCGAGUCCAAUGGCAUGUCCGAGCACGUCGACCUCUUCAGCCGAGCCGCUCUCAUCGCUCGAGACCCCGAUAGCUUCGAAUCGGCUGAUCUUCUCGAUGACGAACGCGCUGCGCUCAUUUAUGAGAGAGACCACAAGUGGCAUGGAUCUAAGAUGCUGUGGUACUCGAUUGGUCUUUGCGCUGUGGGUGCUGCUACGCAGGGAUGGGAUCAGACAGGUGCCAAUGGCGCUAACCUCUCGUUCCCUAAAGAGUUCGGUAUUGAUGGCGAGGGACGUGAUGAGUGGAUUGUUGGUAUCAUCAACUCCAUCAUCUUCCUUACUGCUGGUCUGAUCGGUGCCUUUAUCGUCGACCCUCUUAACCACUACUUUGGCCGACGUGGAGAGAUCUUCAUCACAGCCUGUUGCUUGGUAGCUACCCCUAUCGCCUCUGGUUUCGCUAAGAACUGGCAAGAGCUUUUUGCCAUCCGUUUCAUUAUGGGAAUCGGUAUUGGUGCCAAGAAUGCUACCGUGCCAAUCUAUUCUGCUGAGAUGGCUCCUGCUCGCAUUCGAGGUGCCCUCGUCAUGUUCUGGCAACUUUGGGUCGUCAUUGGCAUCUUCCUCGGUUUCUGCGCCAAUGUCAUCGUCAAAGAUGUCGGCGCCAUCGCCUGGCGUCUUGAACUCGGCUCUGCCUUCAUCCCUGCCUUUUUCCUCGCCGUCGGCAUCUACUUCUGUCCAGAAUCUCCCCGUUGGCUGAUGAAGCACGGCCGCAUCGCGGAUGGCUUCGUCUCCAUGUCCAAGCUUCGAGCUCACCCCAUCAUCGGCGCUCGCGAUUACUACUACUCUUACGUCAUCUACCACGAGGAGCUUCGCGAGAACGCUGGCGCUGGCUACUUUCGUCGUCUUUGGGACUGCUUCGCUGUUCCUAGAAUUCGACGUGCCAACUACGGUGCUAGCACUGUCAUGUUGGCCCAGCAGAUGUGCGGUAUCAAUAUCAUCUCUUUCUACAGCUCUAGUAUCUUCCGAGAGGCUGGCUAUAGUCACGACGAGGCUCUGUAUGCUUCUCUGGGCUACGGUGCUAUCCAGGUUGUCUUCACCAUUCCUACUCUCUUUCUGAUCGAUACCAAGGGCCGGCGAUUCUUGACCCUGGCUACCUUCCCCUUCAUGUGCAUCUUCUUGCUAGCUGGUGGUCUCUCUCUUCUCAACAACAGCGAUAACCGAGCUGCCAACAUUGGUCCUGUAGUUCUCUUCGUCUACCUUUUCACCAUCGCCUACUGUCUCGGUGAGGGACCUGUGGCCUUCCAGUAUUCAGCUGAGGUCUUCCCCACUAUCCAGCGAGAGCAGGGUAUGGCUUGGGCUGUCUGCAUCAACAACACCUUCGCUGGUGUUCUUGGCUUGACCUUCCCUCGUAUGAAGACUGUCAUGACACCUACUGGAGCUUUUGGCUUCUAUGCUGGACUCAACCUCAUUGCUUGGGGUAUGAUCUUCUGCUUCGUCCGCGAGACUAAGCAGAUGACCCUAGAGGAAUUGGAUCAGGUCUUCUCCGUCCCUACAAAGAGCUUCUUGUCUCAUGAGACAAAGGUAUGGCUGCCGUAUAUCUUCAAGCGCUAUGUCCUUCGCAAGGACAUCCAGCGCCCUCCUCCCAUUAUCGAGAAGGGCGAGAAGACACUCGCGUAA